Limulus polyphemus (Atlantic horseshoe crab) is the source of this 1521-nucleotide messenger RNA. RefSeq names its product sortilin-related receptor-like. NCBI's taxonomy places the organism in Eukaryota, Metazoa, Arthropoda, Merostomata, Xiphosura, Limulidae. Gene Ontology annotation, molecular function: protein binding. The transcript is spliced from 12 exons. The record is from RefSeq and is a predicted model, not a curated record. The coding region runs from base 1 to 1521 and encodes 506 amino acids.
AUGGUUAAGGUUAAGUUUGUUAUUGAUCUAAUGGUUAAGGUUAAGUUUGUUAUUGAUCUAAUGGUUAAGGUUAAGUUUGUUAUUGAUCUAAUGGUUAAGGUUAAGUUUGUUAUUGAUCUAACGGUUAAGGUUAAAUUUGUUAUUGAUCUAAUGGUUAAGGUUAAGUUUGUUAUUGAUGUAAUGGUUAAGGUGCUCGUGACAUAUACCCUGCAGACUACUGCUUCUUCCGUUCGUUCAACAACGUCAAGUAAAAAUGGUCUUCUUUCGUCGCCCGUGAAUCUGAGAUCUACAUGCAAGUCUUCGUUCGUCUGCCUUUUAUUUAUUCCAAACAGUUACUGUAACUGGAAUAGUGAACUCUGUAGUUGUCGUCCAUUCCACGUGCAAUUCAAUGACACAAUGUGUAUACCACCGACAUUGCUAGGAUUUGGGUGUGCAAUAGACGCCCAAUGCAGAGUGAAAGUCAAGAACAGUCGAUGUGUGAACGGUUUAUGUGAAUGCCUACCAAAUUACAUUCCAUUUAGACGGGACAGGUGCUUAUCAGAAGCAAAAGUAGGAGAAUAUUGUCUUAACCACGAACAAUGCAGACUUUCAGACAAGUAUGCCUAUUGUAAUUGGACUAUUCCUCAUGUUUAUGGCAAAUGCCAAUGUCCAUCCGGGUUCUUUUUCACAAAUGAUGGACGUUGUUUACCACAUCUUGGCAAAAAAUGCAAAACUUCUAAGGACUGUGAAGAAGCGACACCUGGGGCUUACUGCAAGAAACACAAGAAAACAGCAAUAUGUGAAUGCCGUCACGGACUUAGGUCUUCUUCAAACAGACUUCGUUGCGAAACAAACAAAGGUCAAGUUAUUGGCGAACGAGAGAAGACACCAAAUACUCUAGCGACCUCUCUUGGUAAACAUUGCAACAAAGCAGCAGAAUGUCAAGCCAGGGAUCCGUACAGCACCUGUAUUAACGAAACGUGUCAGUGUGUAAGACACGCUUCUUCUUGUAAUGCACACAAAACAGGAUGUCAUCAAAACACGUUCCAGUGCAGGAAUGGUCAGUGUGUUUCCUGGUUCUUUGUGUGUGAUGGACAAAGAAACUGUAUUGAUGGAAGUGACGAAGAUGAAUGCAUAAGUUACAACUGUCCAAAAGAAGCCUUUCAGUGUAACAACGGAUCCUGUAUCUCCAGAUCACUGGUGUGUAAUGGAAAGUGGGAAUGUCCAGAUGGAAGUGAUGAAGCUAGAUGCUAUAAAGGCAUUACUUGUGAUAAGUAUUCCUUCCAGUGUGCCAGUGGCCAGUGUCUUCCACAGUAUAUUUUAUGUAACGCUGUUACCGACUGUAACGACGGAAGCGAUGAGCUCGAAACUAUGUGCUUCAAAGGUGAAGACUGUCCCAGUGAAAGUUUCCAGUGUAACAGUGGGCAGUGUAGAUCAACAGCUAUUCUGUGUAGUGGACUGGACGGUUGUGGAGAUAACAGUGAUGAAGACAGAUGCGAAGUUUGCUAUUGCGAGAAGCCUGAAGACGGUGCCAGAACAUGA